Messenger RNA from Encephalitozoon intestinalis ATCC 50506, 954 nucleotides. Its product is annotated as Ser/Thr protein phosphatase PPI-1. The coding region runs from base 1 to 954 and encodes 317 amino acids. Gene Ontology annotation, molecular function: protein serine/threonine phosphatase activity. The record is from RefSeq and is a predicted model, not a curated record. Gene Ontology annotation, cellular component: nucleus; cytoplasm. NCBI's taxonomy places the organism in Eukaryota, Fungi, Microsporidia, Unikaryonidae. The transcript has a single exon.
AUGAGUAACGAAAAGGUUGACUUGGACAGGAUAAUAGAGAAGCUUCUUUCUGUUCGAAACAGUAAGCUAGGAAGGCUUGUCCAUCUUGUGGAGGAAGAAAUAAGAUACUUGUGCGAAAAGUCGACGGAGGUGUUCAAGCAGCAGCCUACUCUGGUUGAAGUAAAGGCCCCAGUCAAGAUCUGUGGAGAUGUUCACGGGCAAUAUUAUGAUCUUUUGAAGUUGUUUGAACAUGGGGGGUUUCCACCCUCCAGCAACUACCUGUUUCUGGGAGAUUAUGUCGAUAGAGGAAAGCAGUCUUUGGAGACGAUCUGUCUGCUAUUGGCAUACAAGAUAAAGUUUCCAAACAACUUUUUCCUUCUUCGUGGAAAUCACGAAUGUGCCAGUAUCAAUAGGAUAUAUGGGUUCUACGAUGAAUGCAAGAGAAGAUAUAACACAACAAUAUGGAAAGUGUUCACGGAAUGCUUCAAUUGGAUCCCUAUAUCUGCCCUUGUUGACGGAAGAAUUCUCUGUAUGCACGGAGGGAUUUCGCCAGACUUGAAGAACAUGGAUCAGAUCAAGGCGAUUGCAAGACCCACCGAUGUUCCCGAUGAAGGGCUUCUCUGUGAUCUUCUUUGGAGCGAUCCGGACCCUGGUGUAAGAGGAUGGGGAGAAAACGAUAGAGGGGUUUCGGUGACAUUUGGACCCGACACUGUGGAGAAGUUUCUUGAGACACAUAACCUGGACCUUAUAUGCAGGGCACAUCAAGUAGUAGAGGAUGGAUACGAGUUUUUUGCAAACCGAUCUUUGGUCACAGUGUUUUCCGCUCCAAACUACUGUGGAGAGUUUGAGAACUCUGGAGCAAUAAUGGAUGUAGAUAAGGACCUUGUAUGCUCGUUCCAGGUCCUCAAGCCAACCGAUUUCAUUAACAAUUCAGAAUAUAAGAAGAAACAAAUGGGGAUACCUCGUAAGAAGUAA